AUGGACAUCCUGACUGAAAGAAUAUCAGAGUUUGCUAAUUACCAUCCCUUGGUACAGCUGCUACCGUCCUACGUUAAAGACACGACCCAUUUUCUCAACAUACUUAAGGAAAUCGACGUCCUCCCCACCAAUGCUAUACUCGUCACCCUCAGUCGUUUCUUCUCUGUACACAAACAUUCCAACCUACGAAGGAAUCGACGUAUCCAGAAUAGCUCUUAGCCAAAGAACUGACAGAUCUGUUCGAUCCUACAGAAUCCAUUUGUGAUCCGGCAUCCGCAUGAUUGUACUGAACCAUGAACAAUUUGUCGACAUGCAAUCAUGAACAUUUUAUACAACGACAUGGUACAGCUAUAGACACACAAAUUGCUCCAGCCACGUAAGGUAAGUUGUUCAUGGGGGAUUUCGAAAGGAAAGCGUUGCAAAAUUACCCUGACAAACCUCAAGUUUCACGAAGUUUGGCUCAGGUAUAUUGAUGACAUCUUAAUGGUUUGGACACAUGGUGAAGAAACGCUGGUCGAGUUUUUAAAGUACCUUAACAACAUACACCCUAUGAUUAAAUUCACUAGUGAACGCUCAACAACGUCUAUUUCUCUCUUAGAUGUAAACAUUCAACUCCGCGAAGGUAAAAUAGAAACUUAUCUUUACAGAUAAACACCAAUUCUUACUGCACUCUUCAAGCCACCCAUAUCACACUAAAAAGUCUAUUCCCGGCCUACUACAGCCUAGCUCUUCGCUUACGCUGCAUUCACGGCUCCACGCGGGAUAAUUUCUUUGAAACCCGAUCAUCUGAAUUUGAAACUAAAGUUACCUUAUAUAACGAGGCUACGAAAAACUAUUCGUUAAAGCACAAAUCACCAGAGCAAAACUGAUACUUCGAAAUGAAGCCUUAAAAGCAUAAACCAGCCGCUAGAGCACCCAGAGAUACAAGUGACCGAAUCCCUUUCACAAUUACCUAUAAUACAGUUCUACCUAACAUCCAUGACAAACUACUCGCAAGAAACAACCCAUUCUGCAAUCCACCGAACGCUUAAAAGCAUCUUUAAAUAAGUACCUUUCUUCACUUUCGUCCGGUGUUCAGCAAACCUUCGUGACCUACUCGUUCGAGCGAAACUCGCAAACGACGACAAAAAUCCAAAGCUCCCCGCCAGCACAUUCCGUUGCAACUUCAGACAUGGCUGCCUCACCUGCCCAUACAUUAGCCAUGGAAAAACAUCAUACACUUUCACCAACACGGGGAAACAAGACAAAUUAAAACAUCACAUUACUUGUCGGACUCAACAAACCUAACAUUUAUGAUCCAGUGUAGAAGAUGUAAAAACAAUAUAUAGGCGAAACUAAACUCACACUUAGUGAACGCUUUAAAGAACAUAGACAAGCAACAAACAAUCCACUCCACGCAAACGCCACAGCAGCAGUCCCUUCCCACUUUAAUCAGUGCAAAGAACCUCCAAAGAUAAUAAUGUUUUAGGUUAUAAUGGCCGAUACCCUACGCAUGCGCACAACCAUAUCACCCGGGCAGUGGCAGCCAUGGACAGCUGUUUCGCCCCUCUUGUGGCUAAUCAGCUUGGCAUAGCCAUAGCACGGAGUUGGUACGUGUGCUUCAGUGCUUUCUUUGAGCACUUUAAUCAACCUGGCCACUCGAUCGCAGACAAGGAACUUAUGCCGCUGGAAUUACAACCCACUUUCAGCGUGUCCGCCGUAAGGCAAGAGAAGCGUACCUCAUAGAUAGAGGCAAAACCCUGUCACCAGAUGGUCGGAACCGAAGAAAUGAACAUUUUUAAGUCUAUUUUUAUUGUAUAAUCAUUUACCUGUUUAUUAUUCUCUAGUAUUUAUAAUUGUAGUUAUAUGACCACUUAUUUAAAUUUUGAAUUUAAAUUUUAGGAGCCGUUAAAAAAUAUUUUCUCUUGUUAUAGCUCUAACCCUGAGGAAGGUUUAUUUUGUUAGCCGAAAUAUUGCCCUACAAUAAAUCAGCCCUAGUGCCGUAAUGCCAACCCUGCAUUCAGUUUUGUUUCUCUAUUAAGCCCACCCCACUCUCAAAUAAGCCCUUCUCAUGGGCGUAGCGUGAGAUUUUGAAGGUGUACGCACGAGAAGAAUUAAAGUGAGAGCGCCGAAAGCGCUUUAAACUAGGGAGUUUUGGGGGCUUCCUCCCGGAGAAAAUACUUCAAUUGGGGACCUCGAAAAUGCCAGAAAUAAGAAGGAAAAUGCAGUAGCUUAUCUCUGGUGUCAUCGGUAAGGUACAGUGUUUACGAGGAAAAGGGGCUAGAACGUUAAAGUUGAUCGUCCCUGAGCUUUUACUUUUACGCGUGACACUUCAUACAUGCUCUAUGUUAUUUACGCGAGUGAAUUACAGCGCAUGCGCACGUACGGUAGAAAUAUCGCGACAGUGUAAGUCUACCUAACAGAUAGAGUGUUUUCACGUGACGUCACGGCGGCCAUAUUGGUGUCCCAAAACAAUGAAACGGCGGCCAUGUUGGUGUCCCAAACCAAUCCUGUGGGAGUUGAACUCUUUUCUUAUGCAAACGCUUUCUUUUGUUCCAAUAAAUUUGCGUAGAUGCUGGCCACGUGAGUGAAAACACUCUAUUGACUCUAAUGGCAUGAAAAAUCAGUCAUGCCGAUUUAAUGAUAGAAAAGCGUUUUCAGGAAGUAAAAAAAAUAUUUUUUUUUUCUAGAUUUCCUAUAUACACACUGGCUCCGCCCCCACCCCUUUUCAGGGGAAAGCCUUUUUAAGCCCCUCGCCCAUCUCACCACCCCUUAUUCUUAUGAUAGAGUAAGCUGAUUCACGUGGACUGAUCCGGUAUUCUCAAUUUUUCAAUCGGAUCACCAUUGGAAGUUCGGAUUUGGUUUUGAUCUUAGGUUUCAUGACCUCCAUCUUCAUCUAUGAGCUUUUUGUUUUCCACUUUACGUUCUAGUUCUUUAUGGAAAAUUGAUACCAUCUUCUGUUUAUUUUAAAUUGAAUCAAUUAAGAGUACCUUUUCGCUAAACUGAAUAAGCCUCCCCACUCUACUGCAGCAGUACUAAAUGUCGAUGCUAGGCAAAAGGAGGGAAAUUUUGCAUUUCGAACAGUUUCAUAUACCGCCAUUUUUGAUAGACAAGGUGCCCCUUUCGUAUACCUUCCAUUGAAAAACUGAACCCCUUUAACAUGCCUUCUUCAGUAAAAAUAAAUCGCUUGAACAGGAAGUUUUCUUGUCAUUUUGUUAAAUGUUUAAUAAAUUCAGUAAAAUGAUUUAGCCAUAAGGUCCGUCUGUUCAAAACAUUUUAAUUAGAAGUCCUUUAUAAUUAUUUUAAAUACUUGAAUGAUAGAUUUUCCUACCCUUUCAUAUAUACCUCAAAUCUUGAAAUCCCUACCGCCGUUGAUAUACUUAAGGCCUGAUAAAGGUACACCCCUUUCAGGCGGAGCCUUGGCACAAAUAUACUCCAGCCUUCCUGAGAGUAAGUUAUUGUUAAAAGCGUGCUUUCUGCAGAAGUCUCGAUGGUGAAAUCGAGGAAAAUGACAACAGGAAUUGAGCCAUUGUAAUCAUACGUUCUUUUAAUUAGUGUUGAAAUAAUGUGCUCAUUAUUAAUAGCCUGUUCCAGGCGUUCAGAAUGUGGUCCAGGAUCUUUACUAAAGGCGAGAUUCCAAGGCUGCUGGGAAGAGGAAGUGUAGCUGUCUACUCCCUUUCGCUUUUGUAAAAUUGAAAAAUAAUUGACAACGCACUUGAUAUACAAAAAUACGUGUAACACCGAUAAUGUUUGCCAUCAUGCCAGUUAUAUCGAGGUUCCAUCGUAAAAAGCUGAAAGAUGUUUUUUGAAUUCUAACUCACUGAAAGCCACCCGAACUGGAAGAAAGGUACCUCGUGUACGCGAUCGGAAUGACCAAGCAUUUAGAAAGGACUAUAUAAAUGAAGAUGGCUGACAUAGACACAAAUAGCCCUUCGUCACUUUGUCGCUUUGCGUGACUUGGGGUACAAGUACUCGAUUUUACGAUAUAUUUCUUGCAGCUUCUUUAGUUUUUGGAAUAUCAGUUUCAGUUGACUACACUCUAUGUGGUGUUCUGGCAUAAGUAUUAUCAGAAGUCGAUGAAAACAAACAUCAUCACAGAAUGAUGUAAAAAUCCUGAUUUUUCCUAUCCCUAUCUCAUUUUGGUCAGUAUUAGAGACUUUCAAACAAAAUCAGGGCGAUCCCGAAGAAAUUGGGAUGGCUGGACAGUCUGCUGAGAGAUAAUUAAUACAGUCACCCAUAUACAACAAUGCUAUGUUUAUGGUUUUGAACUAUAUCCUCGUUGGGUGCCCCUGAUUUUGGUCAGUAUUAGAGAUUUUCAAACAAAAUCGGGGCGAUCCCGAAGAAAUUGGGAUGGCUGGACAGUCUGCUGAGAGAUACCGUAAAAUUCCGAAAAUAAGCCCCAGGGCUUAUAUUUUUCAAAGGCCCUUUUUGAGGGGCUUAUUUUUGGAGGGGCUUAUAUUCGGAGGGGCUUAUCUAAGGAGGGAAAUUUGUGUCUCAAAAUCGAUUGGGAUAGCCUUAUAGUUGGAAGUAAAUCUACCGAUUUUGCUUUGUUUUACUUUGUAUUUGAGGGCAAUUUUCCAAGUACAAGCCCCCAGGGGGCUUAUAUUUGGAGGGGCAAUUUAACGGAGGGUUUUUUGCGUUACCGGUUUGGGGGGCUUAUAUUUGGAGGGGCUUAUACAUGGAGGGGCUUAUUUUCGAAAUUUUACGGUAAUUAAUACAGUCACCCAGAUACAGGAUGUUUGUAUAAGCUUUGGUGCACCGCAAUCAGUGAGCUUAACCCCUGGCGAACUUCUGCCUGCACACAUUUCGAUCGCUUUGUCAACAUACAUUUAUAUAUCCCAAAAGAUCUUUAAAACCUCGUGUCUAAAUGCAAAAUACCAAAACCCUAAGAAAUACAAGAUACUAGUAGUAUACCUGCCGAUAAAAAGACCCCGGACACCCGAAUACCCAAAACCCCUGGCCGGGCAUGAUAUCUUUCAUUCCGUCUGCAAUCUAUGAAUGAAGUUCGGAAACAAGUUUCUUACACACACUUUCCUCCUAUACUUUACGGUAUAUUUCCCACACAAUUAAUUGCCCUCCCUAUUUGCCCCAAAUAAGAUGAAGUUUAAGCUCUGUUUUCAAAGAGGCUAUGAGGGUGGCCAACUAUCACGUAGAGGAUUGAUCUCUUCCGAGUUUACAGCGAUUGAGGUGAUUAGGUUGUUCCGGCUAAGGGAUGCAUUCUGUUUUCUUUAUUCAAAAGGAAGAUUAGUAUCAUCACGUUUGAGUUUGAAUUACCGGUAAAUUUGCUGAUUCACUAUACUGUCUAUCAUUAGCUAUUCUCUUCUUCUAUUACCGUUUAGUAAAAUCCAACUAGUGGUCUAUUAUCAAUGCUGCAUUCUGAUUACUUGAGCUACUACUAGGCUAUAUGUUAUAGCCCACUAGUAGCGAAAAGUGCGGGCUGUUUGGCGGCAUAAAAGGUUUAAGGUCUAACUUUAGCUAGCUAAAAAUUUUUUAUUCUCGAUAUUUUUGACCAAAUAGUUGGGUUUUACUAAAACAAUUAUUCCUCUCGCGCUUAUGGCCUCUGAGUCAAUAGCCCAUUCGGCCUUCGGUCUCAUGGUACUCAGAGCCCAUUCGGGCUCUAGGAAUAAUUGUUAAAUAUCCUCUACUUGCCGAUGACGUCAAAGACAAAACAAACUUACAACUACCUACCUCCUCAAAAUCCAAAAGCUGGUCGUUUUGACAUUCUACCUAAGAUUCACAAGCCUGGAAACCCAGGCCGGACGGCCCAUGGUCUCAGCCAAUGGACAUCCUGACUGAAAGAAUAUCAGAGUUUGUUAGCUACUAUCCCUUGGUACAGCUGCUACCGUCCUACGUUAAAGACACGACCCAUUUUCUCAACAUACUUAAGGAAAUCGACGUCCUCCCCACCAAUGCUAUACUCGUCACCCUCAGUCGUUUCUUCUCUGUACACAAACAUUCCAACCAACGAAGGAAUCGACGUAUCCACAAUAGCUCUUAGCCAAAGGACUGACAGAUCUGUUCGAUCCUACAGAAUCCAUUUGUGA
Molecule: messenger RNA, 6023 nt
Organism: Porites lobata
Lineage: Eukaryota; Metazoa; Cnidaria; Anthozoa; Scleractinia; Poritidae
Source: the annotation of a GenBank genome assembly